Suricata suricatta (meerkat) is the source of this 3037-nucleotide messenger RNA. RefSeq names its product olfactomedin like 1 (gene OLFML1). The coding region runs from base 291 to 1496 and encodes 401 amino acids. NCBI's taxonomy places the organism in Eukaryota, Metazoa, Chordata, Mammalia, Carnivora, Herpestidae. The transcript has 3 exons. Gene Ontology annotation, biological process: signal transduction. The record is from RefSeq and is a predicted model, not a curated record.
AGGAUCAGUGUGUAUGAAGGGUGAUAGUUAACAGAUGGACCCAAGGAGCUCUCUACCCCUGGUCGACUUGCAAGGCCUCCAGGGACUGGCUUGCCAACAGCUGGACUUGAUCACUGGCUUGCAAAGUGAGAUCACGCAUCUGGUCGAAUAACAAGCAGGCUUUGCUCUCUGGCUGUUUGUAGAGGAUUUUCACAGCAGUGGCUAGAAAGUGGGAGGCUACUAUCUGGACCCUUGAGUUUUCCUGGAGAGGCACGGCACGGGAGAUUCCACCCUGGGUGGUGUGCAGGACAAUGAUGGGCCUUCGGCAAGCGUCUGCUUUGCUGGUUCUGUUCCUUGCAGCUCUUCAGCUCCCACCACAGUGUGCCCAGGACCCGGCCAUGGUGCACUAUAUCUACCAGCGCUUUCAAGUCUUGGAGCAAGGACUGGAAAAAUGUACCCAAGCAACGAGGGCAUACAUUCAGGACUUCCAAGAGUUCUCAAAAAACAUAUCCGUUAUGCUGGGAAGAUGUCAGACCUCCACCAGUGAGUAUAAGAGUGCGGUGGCAAACCUGGCCCUGAGAGUCGAGCGCGCCCAGCGCGAGAUAGACUACCUGGAGUACCUGCGGGGAGCUGACGUGUGCCUGGAGUCCGAGGACAAGGCCCUGGCAGAAAAGCUCAUCCAAGAGGCCGAAGAAGAGAAAAAGAUCCGGACUCUGCUGAAUGCAAGCUGUGACAACAUGUUGACGAGCAUAAAGUCUCUGAAAAUAGUGAAGAAGACAAUGGACACACACGGCUCUUGGAUGAAAGAUGCUGCCGGCAAUUCCCAAAAGGUUUAUUUCCUAGUUGGAUCCAGAAACAAAACUCUGUGGGAAUUUGCAAACAUGCGGGCAUUCAUGGAGGAUAGCACCAAGCCAGCCCCGCGGAAGUUCAUCCUAACACAUUCCUGGCAGGGAACAGGCCACGUGAUCCACAAAGGUUUUCUGUUUUUUCACAACCAAGGGACUCUCAACGAGAUAAUCAAAUAUAAUCUGCAGAAGAGGACUGUGGAAGAUCGGAUGCUGCUCCCGGGAGGGGCAGGCCGAGCGCUGGUCUACCAGCACUCCCCGUCCACAUACAUUGACCUUGCUGUGGAUGAGCAUGGGCUGUGGGCCAUCCACUCAGGGCCGGGCAUCUACGGCCAUUUGGUUCUCACAAAAAUUGAACCUGGCACGCUGGGAGUGGAACACUCCUGGGACACCCCAUGCAGCAGCCAGGAUGCUGAAGCCGCAUUCCUUUUGUGUGGGGUUCUCUAUGUGGUCUACAGUUCUGGUGGCCACGGCCCCCAUCGUGUCACCUGUGUCUAUGAUCCACUGGGCACGGUCGGGGAGGAGGGUCUGCCCAAUCUGUUCUUCCCCAGGCGGCCGAGAAGUCAUUCCAUGAUCCAUUACAACCCCAGAGAUAAGCAGCUCUAUGCCUGGAAUGAUGGAAACCAGAUCAUUUACAAACUCCAGACAAAGAGAAAGCAACCUCGGGAGUGAUGCGUUACACAAGGAGGGAAAGCACUGUGUCUGUGGACGCUGCUCUCCAGGACAUUGAGGCCACAGCCCUUUUACAAUAUCGUAUCCGUCUGAUCACAGACAAGCAUAGGGUGUUAAGCGGGCUUGCAUAUGAAUCCUUCCCCGGAUGUUACGGCCUGAGGCAUCUUCCGAGACCUUAGAUGAGAGUCUGUCAUUCACACAUUCUCCACUUCCAUCACCCAUCCAAACUCCUGGCUCUCAAGGCCUUCCACAUUUUGAUCCAACAUACAUCCAUCCUUUUCUUUACUCCCCUCAGCCAGCAAUUAGAAAUGAAGGCCACCUCCUAGUACUCUUGGCCUCCUGGCCUUUCUUGUAGCUCUUUCCUCUUUCAUAAAUGCCUGUCGAUAUUCUCCCAUUUAUCACUGCCCCACUAAAGUACAAUCUCUUCCUGAUGUUGAAUCUCCAUUCCCCCUAGCUCUGCCCCUCCACUAAGCUGAGUAGCUACAACAGUGAAGCAAAACCAUUCACAUGCGCAUACCACUUGCCAGUUACAGUGUUUGCACCUACGGACAUUGAUUAAUUGCCACCCCAUGUCUUCUGAGACAUGCAGAAGUCUUUAUAAUUGCCAGUUUAGAGAUAAGAAAAGUUGAGAUGAGUCAAAGUAACACAGCCACAAAAUGAAAAUAGGGCUAGGAUAUACUGCAAAUCCCAUAGUCCGUCCAUUGCCCAAGGAAGCAUCAAAUAUGUAUGUUUGUUCAUCCGAUCUUUUGUAGCUAUACAUUCAUCAUUUUGUCCUAAAAAUAAUGGUCUGCCCCCCUUUGGCUAUUUUUCAUGUCUGCACAAGACCUUCCUCUAAGCCCUUCAAAAGCUACUUCCUCCAGAAAACCAGCCUAAGGGUGAGGAUCCCACCUGUAGCCUCAUCUUGUUUUACCUUCCCCAGAGUCUCUUUUCUUGCUAGAAACACAAUAAAACUGACACAGAGCAAAUAACCCUCAUCAGGUUAUAUUUGCCUCCGUGCCCUCAGCAGCCAAGCUCUCAGGAAGUGCUGUCUGUUCUGGAUUCCCUGUGAAGCUCCCCAGCACACCGAGGCCCUUGGUGAAGAUUCUGGAAUCUGGAUGGAAGCCAAGUAGCAGGCAAAUGGCUCCCUGUCACAGCAGGCAUGCCAAGUGGCACAGGUGACAGAGGGCAGCUGUGCCUGUCCAGAGGGGCUUCUUCAAAUCUUUCCCACGCAUUUGUCCAAUUCAGCCUAGUGUGGGUCACACGCACAGGCUGUGGUGCCGGUCUGUGUCAUGUGCUGAGGCCUCUGUCUUCCCAGGUUGGUCACAUGAGAGGGUUGGCUUUGUGUGCCUGCAGCUGUUUGGCCAACUCUGCCAAGCUCAGGGCGGGACCCUAGGCAAUGAAGAGACGUUUUGCCCCCAUAGCAUUUGAGUAGAUCUCUGGCAGAAUGGAAUUACUCACCCCAUGCACACAGCACAAUUCUCCACAGUUCUAAUAGAUACAGAGCCCCUGUCUGGUGUGGAAUGAGGCAGGUAUGAAUAAAUAAACAUGGCGAUGUUCCCCAC